AUGAACUGCCUAUCUGUGAAUUUAAGAGGGGCUCGGGGUGAUCGGAAAGCAGACUGGAUUAGGGGUCUCAAGACGAGUUAUGGAAUUCAUUUCUUAGCUAUUCAGGAGACAAAGCUACAAGAUUCUAGUUCUUUUAUGUUCAGCAAGUUCUGGGGCAGAGCCGAAUUCAGAAUAGCAGUGGUAAAUUCCACUGGAAGAUCGGGGGGUCUAGCGUGCAUUUGGUGUCCUACAAUAUUCAGGUGUGUGAAUACAAUUCAAAAUAGGAAUUUUAUUGUGGUGUCGGGCAGGUUGGUACAGUCUGGGUGCAUGAUAAAUUUGGUGAAUGUAUACGCUCCAAAUGAUGCAAAUGGUAGGAGGGCAUUAUGGUCGGAAAUAUUGGGUAUUAGAAAUUCAAUACAAGGGUUGUGGAUAAUGAUGGGGGAUUUUAAUGAAGUUCGGGAUUCUAGCGAAAGGAUGAAUUCGGAAUUUUUUGAAGCAAAUGCGGAGGCUUUUAAUCAAUUCAUUCUUUCGGCUGGAUUAGUCGAGUAUAAUAUGGGCGGGGGCAGUUUCACUUACAUAUCAGAUAACGGAACAAAAUUGAGCAAGCUGGAUCGGUAUUUGGUGUGUCUCGGUUUCAGGGAGAGGUGGCCGAAUGCAGCUGUGAUUGCUUUAGAAAGGGAAGUUUCGGAUCACCGACCAAUUGUGUUGUCGACUGUGCAGACCGACUUUGGGCAUAUCCCGUUCAGGUUCUUUAAUUCUUGGUUUGAACUACCGGGUUUUUAUGAUUUUGUGAUACAAAAGUGUAGUACGUUCAAUUUUUCGGGGCCGGCAGAUUUGGCCCUUGCUAUUAAGUUAAGGUGGUUAAAAGACAACAUAAAGGCUUGGCUAACGGUGGACAAAGUAAACAUGGAUGGAUUAUAUUGCAGUAAAAAGAGUCGGUUAGCUGAGAUCGAACGUGUGGCGGAAGAUAGGAUGUAA
Molecule: messenger RNA, 957 nt
Organism: Helianthus annuus (common sunflower)
Lineage: Eukaryota; Viridiplantae; Streptophyta; Magnoliopsida; Asterales; Asteraceae
Exons: 1
Coding region: 1-957 (318 amino acids)
Molecular function (GO): catalytic activity
Source: RefSeq, a predicted model, not a curated record